AUGGAGGAGACGCAGGACGUGCGCGGCCUUGGCCUCUCACCGGGGUUCAAGUUCGACCCUGACGACGACGAGCUGGUGGAGCUGUACCUGCUGCGUCGGAUCCUUCGCCAGCCGCUCCCCUUAGAGCGCGUGAUCUGCGAGGAGGACGAUCUGCUGAGCGCGGCGCCAUGGGACCUCCUCGAAAAACACAAGCGGGAGGGCGACGCCUUCUUCUUCGCCAACGGACACACGAAGCACGACAAAGGAAAUCGGCAGAAGCGAACCUGCGUCGGCGGGUCUUGGGAAGGGCAGAAGCCCCUCGUGGACGGCGAGAGGCUGCGCGUCCCCGGCAUCGGAGGCACGGAUGAGAUCACCUGGAGGAAAUACAUGCUCAACUUCCACCGCAACGGCGAGAAAGGUAGCACUGGAUGGGUCAUGCACGAGUACUCCAUCACGGCCCCGGACCAUCUCGCCUCGUCGUCGCAGAGGCUGUAUCGUAUCCGGCUCAGUGGACAUGGCAAGAACUCCAGGAGGGAGCGCGGCGACGACGGUGGCGCCCAAGAGACAGCACACGACGAGCCCGAGUACAUCUCUGCGGCCAACUAUGUCUUCCCUGCAGCGCAAGUGGUGGAUGAUGAAGAUGGCGGCAGCGCAUGGCCGGCUACGACGUCGUACUCCAAUCAAGUCAACGAGUACGAAUACGAGUACGGUUGGAGCUUCCCAGGUGCGGACGUUGGAGGAUACGCAGGGCCUGGCGCUACGCCGUCACCAGAUCAAGGAGCCCCAGGCAUGAUGAAUGAGUACGGUGGUGCAGCGCCGGCGGCAGGGAUGCUACCGUUUGGUCAAGCAUCAUUCUCCGGCGAUGAGUCGUUCAUGGAUUUUGAGCUGCCGGAUCAGCAGGACUUGAACAUCGACGACGAGUUCAUGGAUUUCGAGCUGCCGGAUCGGCUGCACUUCAGUAUCGACGAGUUAGUUGGCUUUCUAGCCCCACCUGCUGGUUCGGAGGCACCUCUCCUUGAUCAGUAA
Messenger RNA from Lolium perenne, 1005 nucleotides. Lineage: Eukaryota; Viridiplantae; Streptophyta; Magnoliopsida; Poales; Poaceae. The record is from RefSeq and is a predicted model, not a curated record.